AUGGGUGCGAUUGUCGAGGACAGCCUAGAUUCCUUGCUGGCAGGGGAUCUUUCUGAUUUCACACAGAAAAGAGCUGCUAUCCUCGAGCCGGCCUACAAAUCGUAUCUCAUAUCCACAGAUUUUCGCCAAGACUCACCCCAUCCCUCUUCAAUAUACCUGCUUCCAUCAUCCGAGGUUGUUGUCUUGAUUUCGCGCUGCCCUGAGACUGAAGCAGCAACCGACCUGUACAUCACCAAGCUAUCAGACACCUUUGCGGAGAACUUCAUAGGAUACUGCCCCGAAGAGAAAUGUGUCGUGUUCAAGGGUGAGAGAGGGUUGAUAGACGACUUCAUAGACUUUAUCGAGUCUGUCGCAGGUGAAAAAGAAGUCACGGUGGUCAUGAAGGCCCCAGAACAAAUUCGGAUACCUCUUGGCGGACUAGAACAGGGCCUCGAGUAUGAGGAAUUUGUGGCUCGUGUCGAAAUUCUCGAGUGCGCUCUAUGGAUUGGAAACUCGCCGAGCGAACAGGAAGAAGGUGGAAUCCGGUUUACCAGAGUUGCUACAGACCCUAAACUUCCCGAGCCAGUCACAUCCGAUCGAAUGCCAACGCCCGAAUAUGCUUCGGGUGCCUCAUCUCCUUUAUCAGACGCUCCACCAUCUCCUUUGAUCCAUACUCCAUCGUCCCCUCUAUCUGAACCCCCCUCUGACAUUGAUGAAAUUUCAUUAAACAACUGGGACGACCUCAAUGCAUCAUCGUCUUCUUCGUCUGAGGGUGCUGAGAGCCCUCCCUCACGCCGGGAGCGGGAGUAA
Molecule: messenger RNA, 789 nt
Organism: Fusarium fujikuroi IMI 58289
Lineage: Eukaryota; Fungi; Ascomycota; Sordariomycetes; Hypocreales; Nectriaceae
Exons: 2
Coding region: 1-789 (262 amino acids)
Source: RefSeq, a predicted model, not a curated record